Messenger RNA from Acomys russatus (golden spiny mouse), 2212 nucleotides. RefSeq names its product glycine receptor alpha 1 (gene Glra1). Gene Ontology annotation, molecular function: transmitter-gated monoatomic ion channel activity; glycine binding; extracellularly glycine-gated chloride channel activity. The record is from RefSeq and is a predicted model, not a curated record. Gene Ontology annotation, biological process: signal transduction; nervous system process; regulation of membrane potential. The transcript has 9 exons. Lineage: Eukaryota; Metazoa; Chordata; Mammalia; Rodentia; Muridae. Bases 863 to 2212 code for a protein of 449 amino acids. Gene Ontology annotation, cellular component: plasma membrane; neuron projection; synapse.
UAAUGCAGUAAGAAAAGUCUGAAGAUCUGAGGGAGUCUGGCCUGAAGAUGGGCGAGUUUAGAAAUCCGAGAUGCCUCUGAAUGCUAGGGCUUCUGAGCCCUGUUGGGAAGCCAUGGACCCCAGCAGCCUCUGAAAGUUGUGGUGGGCUCUCUGGCUCCUGAAGCCUCAAGCAAUGGGACACCUUUCCUGCAGCGAUCCCAACUUAAUCGGCGGGGGCCAGAGAACACGGACUGCAAGGCGACAGCAGACAGGAACGGAGGCAGGGGAACGAGAUUCCGAGACUCGGUUGCGAUGCGCCAGCCUGGCACACUCUCCGACAUCUAACUGAAGCCAGCACCGUCACCUGCUCCACCCCCCCACCCCCCCACCCCUAAAACCCCUCGGGCCAGCCCAGGGCCAGAAGGAAGAUGCUAGCCGGGUCUAAGGGUCCGAGGCCAGGGCUCUGAUCCCUACGGAUUUCUUCCUUGUAUGGAUCUGGCCAUCUCUACAGAAAAAACAAGGGUAAAAUAAGAAGAAAGAAAGAAAAAAGAAAGGAAAAGAAGAAAAUAUACCCACCCCCAAAACGUGCCUCCCAACGCCGCAGGGAGCCUCCAGCGAGUUGAGCACCAGCAGCGCUCUUCCCGCCCGCAGCCAGGCUGGACACUCUCCGUGGUGCUGAACCUGCACGGCUGCCGCUGUCCGCGGUACCUAAACCGCCUGGCUGCGAUUCUCCCCCAGCUCUGCCACUCCGUCCCUCUACUCCCCAGCUCCCUUAAACAUCUGGAUUAUUUUCCCCAGUGGCACUCUCUGGCUUCAUAAGUGCCUAUCGGGAACCUUUUUGCAACCCAUAACUCGUGGACUUUACAGCACAAGAACCUGGAAAAUGUACAGCUUCAAUACUCUACGAUUCUACCUUUGGGAGACCAUUGUAUUCUUCAGCCUUGCUGCAUCCAAGGAGGCUGACGCUGCACGCUCUGCACCCAAACCUAUGUCACCCUCGGACUUCCUGGAUAAGCUCAUGGGGAGGACUUCUGGGUAUGAUGCCAGGAUCAGACCCAACUUUAAAGGUCCUCCUGUGAACGUGAGUUGCAACAUCUUUAUCAACAGCUUCGGAUCCAUCGCUGAGACAACCAUGGACUAUAGGGUCAACAUCUUCCUGAGGCAGCAGUGGAAUGACCCCCGUCUGGCCUACAAUGAAUACCCUGACGACUCUCUGGACCUCGACCCAUCCAUGCUGGAUUCCAUCUGGAAACCUGACCUGUUCUUUGCCAAUGAGAAGGGGGCCCACUUCCACGAGAUCACCACCGACAACAAACUGCUGAGAAUCUCCCGCAACGGCAACGUCCUCUACAGCAUCAGAAUCACCCUGACACUGGCCUGCCCCAUGGACCUGAAAAAUUUUCCGAUGGAUGUACAGACAUGUAUCAUGCAACUGGAAAGCUUUGGAUACACCAUGAAUGACCUCAUCUUUGAGUGGCAGGAGCAGGGAGCUGUGCAGGUGGCAGACGGACUGACCCUGCCUCAGUUUAUCCUGAAGGAAGAGAAGGACCUGAGAUACUGCACCAAGCACUACAACACAGGUAAAUUCACCUGCAUCGAGGCCCGGUUCCACCUGGAGCGGCAGAUGGGCUACUACCUGAUCCAGAUGUACAUCCCCAGCCUGCUCAUUGUCAUCCUGUCCUGGAUCUCCUUCUGGAUCAACAUGGAUGCUGCACCAGCUCGUGUGGGCCUGGGCAUCACCACCGUCCUCACCAUGACCACACAGAGUUCUGGCUCCCGAGCCUCCCUACCCAAGGUGUCCUACGUGAAAGCCAUUGACAUCUGGAUGGCCGUGUGCCUGCUCUUUGUGUUCUCCGCCCUGCUGGAAUAUGCCGCCGUCAACUUCGUGUCUCGGCAACACAAGGAACUGCUCCGAUUUAGGAGGAAGCGGAGGCAUCACAAGGAUGAUGAGGGUGGGGAAGGCCGCUUCAACUUCUCCGCCUAUGGGAUGGGCCCAGCCUGUCUGCAGGCCAAGGAUGGCAUCUCGGUCAAGGGCGCCACCAACAACAACACCACCAAUCCCCCUCCGGCGCCAUCCAAGUCCCCAGAGGAGAUGCGGAAACUCUUCAUCCAGAGAGCCAAGAAGAUUGACAAGAUAUCACGCAUUGGCUUCCCCAUGGCCUUCCUGAUCUUCAACAUGUUCUACUGGAUCAUCUACAAGAUUGUCCGAAGGGAGGAUGUCCACAACAAGUGA